AUGAAGAGCAGGGUUACACAAGUAAACCAUGUUUCCAGUUAUGAAAAGAAGGAAAACUACAGUUCACGCCGAAGAAGUUUGUCUCCAGAGGACAGGGAUGUAGAGCGUGACAGGUCUCCAUCUCCCAGAAAGAGAAGAUACUCUGAUGACAGCAGAUAUGAUCAGGAAUAUUCAAGAAGGGAAUACUAUGAUGACAGAACUUCAGAAGGAAGAAGGAUGGAAAGGGGUAGAGACAGACACCAUGAGAAAUGGGAGGAGAGAGAACCCGAUCGAAGGAAGAGAAGAUAUUCAUCACCUGAUCGUAGGAGUCCAGAGAGGUCGGCAGUCCAGAGCUCACUUGCUCAUGAUGAGACCGCUUCAAAGAAGAAGAAGGAAGAAGUGGAUCCAAUUCUUACUCGCACAGGUGGUGCAUAUAUUCCACCUGCCAAGCUCAGGAUGAUGCAAGAGCAAAUUACCGAUAAAAAUAGCUUGGCAUAUCAGAGGAUGAGUUGGGAAGCCUUGAAGAAGUCAAUCAAUGGUCUUGUCAAUAAAGUGAACGUUUCUAACAUAGAAAAUAUCAUUCAUGAACUCCUUCAGGAAAAUAUUGUUCGUGGAAGGGGGCUGCUAUCUAGGUCCAUUUUGCAAGCUCAGAGUGCCUCUCCAAUUUUCACUCAUGUUUAUGCAGCUCUUGUGGCAAUUAUCAACUCAAAAUUUCCAAAUAUUGGUGAAUUGAUUCUCAAGAGGUUGAUACUGAAUUUUCGCAAAGGAUAUCGUAGAAAUGAUAAGCAACUUUGUCUAACAUCUUCAAAAUUUGUUGCACACUUGAUGAAUCAGAAUGUGGCUCAUGAGGUUUUAUGUUUGGAGAUGCUCACUUUGCUUCUUGAAAGGCCUACUGAUGACAGUAUUGAAGUAGCAAUUGGAUUUAUUAAAGAAAGUGGGCUCAAAUUAACAGAAGUUUCUCCUAGGGGUAUUAAUGCAAUCUUUGACCGUCUUCGACAUAUUCUGCAUGAGUCUAAAAUUGAUAUGCGUGUUCAGUAUAUGAUAGAAGUUAUGUUUGCUGUACGGAAGGAUGGCUUCAAGGAUCAUCCAAUCAUUCCAGAGGGAUUAGAUCUAGUGGAAGAGGAGGAUCAAUUUACUCAUAUGUUGCCAUUAGAAGAUGACUACAACCCAGAGGAUGUUCUUAAUGUUUUCAAGAUGGAUCCGAACUUUAUGGAAAAUGAAGAGAAAUACAAAAUGCUGAAGAAAGAAAUUCUUGAUGAAGGUGACAGUGAAUCUGAAGCGGAUCAAGAGGCUGGAAGUAGUGAGGAAGAUGAAGAUGAUGAUGAAGAGGAAGGUGAAGAUGGUCAGAAAGUUACUGUCCAUGACAAAACAGAAAUUAACCUGGUUUCCUUUCGUCGUACAAUUUAUCUUGCUAUACAGUCAAGCUUAGACUUUGAAGAAUGUGCUCACAAAUUGCUGAAGAUGGACUUUCCCGAAAGUCAGACUAAAGAACUCUGCAAUAUGAUACUUGACUGCUGUGCUCAGCAAAGAACAUAUGAGAAAUUCUUCGGGUUACUGGCAGGGCGUUUCUGCAUGUUAAAAAAAGAAUAUAUGGAAUCCUUUGAAGCUAUUUUCAAAGAACAAUAUGAUACCAUUCAUCGUUUGGAAACGAACAAACUGAGAAACGUUGCCAAGAUGUUUGCUCAUCUACUGUACACCGAUUCAAUUCCCUGGAGCGUCCUCGAAUGUAUAAUACUGAGUGAAGAAACUACCACAUCCUCCAGUAGAAUUUUUGUCAAAAUAUUCUUUCAGGAACUCAGUGAAUAUAUGGGACUUCCUAAUCUAAAUGCAAGAUUAAAAGAUGAAACACUGCAGCCUUUCUUUGAGGGAUUACUGCCUCGGGAUAACCCAAGGAACACUCGCUUUGCCAUCAAUUUCUUUACUUCUAUUGGCCUUGGAGGACUAACGGAUGAAUUACGGGAGCAUCUUAAAAAUGCACCAAAGAUGAUAAUGACACAGAAACAAGAUGUUGAGUCAUCAGAUUCCUCUUCAUCUUCAGAGACAGACUCUUCCUCAGAUUCUGAUUCUGAUAGCAGCAGUAGUAGCUCAGAGUCAUCCAGCAGCAGUGACUCCUCAUCUAGCAGUGAUGACAGCAGUGACUCAGACGUUUCUAAAGCCAAAAGAAAGAGAAUGCAAAGGAAAAAUAGAGAAUCUGAUAAAGGUUCCAGGAAGAAACAAGAAAGGAAAAGACAAUCACAUGAAAAGAAAAUGAGAAGGAGGCAGCAAGAGGAAAGGAGUGAUACUGAGAGCAAAUCAGAAAGAAAUCACCGAAAGUUGAGGGAAUCGCACAGGAGAGAUGAUGUAUCAAAAUACCAUCACAGAGAUGAGUCCAAUGGCAGAGACAGUUACCACAGUGGAAAAGAUAGGAACCAUGAAAGAAGUAAGGAUCUAGAAAAACACAGUAAUUCAAAACCGAAGAAAGCAGAGAGAAGAGCUUCAUUUUCUGAUGAUGAAAAUUACAGGCACUGGAGCAAAGAUAACGAACAUCACAGUAAAAGAAGAGAAAGAUCAAGAUCUGGAGAGAGGGCCCAUAAUAAUUCAAGUCCCAGAGAGGAGGAACAAGAAGAUCGAUACAGAAAUGGUUCAGAGAAGCACAGAGAGAAGUACAACCGUUAUUCUGACCAGUACAGGGAAUCCAGAGAAUCCAGAAAGAAUGAGGACAGACGAAGGGAGAACACCCCACACAGACGAAAAUAA
Nestor notabilis (Kea) is the source of this 2715-nucleotide messenger RNA. It is a transcript of the gene CWC22, whose product is annotated as CWC22 spliceosome-associated protein. The transcript has 19 exons. Gene Ontology annotation, cellular component: catalytic step 2 spliceosome. The record is from RefSeq and is a predicted model, not a curated record. Lineage: Eukaryota; Metazoa; Chordata; Aves; Psittaciformes; Psittacidae. The coding region runs from base 1 to 2715 and encodes 904 amino acids. Gene Ontology annotation, molecular function: RNA binding; protein binding. Gene Ontology annotation, biological process: mRNA splicing, via spliceosome.